Molecule: messenger RNA, 1670 nt
Organism: Moneuplotes crassus
Lineage: Eukaryota; Ciliophora; Spirotrichea; Euplotida; Euplotidae
Source: the annotation of a GenBank genome assembly
AAAAAAUGGACAUAGUUUCAAGCUCAAGCACAAGCUCAGCAAGUUCCGAAGAGGAAACUUCAUUCCCCUUGGUAGCGAACAAGGAGUUACCAGAAAAGCCUGUACAUAGAAUCAGGAUGUUCAUCUCCUGCUGUAAUCUUAGAGAUCUGUACUAUGGAGCCAAGUCAGAUCCAUACUGUGAGGUCUGGUACAAGGACGAUGUCCAUUCUAGGUGGACUCUAAUUCUUACUACUGAAACUAUCAAGAAGACCUUGAACCCUCAAUUUGAAACCCCUAUUGAGGUUGACUACUGCUUCGAGAAGAAUCAGGAGAUUCAGUUCAGGAUUUUUGACGAAGAUCAACAAAAGAGAGCCUGACAAGCUCAACAUAAAACUACAAUCGCCAAAAUAGUUGGUGCACAUGACCAAAAUUAUAUUGGAAUUCUCGAUAAUGAACAUAGAGGGGCCAAACUCGUUGUGAUGACUGAGUCGGUGGUGGAACCUAACCUAGCCAUCCAAAUGGAUGUUUCCUGCCAGGGCCUGAAGUCUAAAAAGAAAUAUUUAGGUUUAGCCUCUACGAACCACCCUUACUUGGUGAUUAAAAAAUGAGAUCACCUAGAACAGAAAGAGGACGAUUACAAGAAAGCUCAAGUCGUCUACUCAUCAGAAGUUGUACAUGGCACUUUGAAUCCGUCUUGGCAAGUUGGUGAACUCCCUAUCCAAGAUCUAUGCUACUCAAAUUUAGAUGUUCCCAUUAUCUUCGAGAUAUGGUCAGCUCAAUCCAAGAGCAAGCACAGAAUAUACGGAAGAGUCAAAGGGACUCCCAGGGAUUUCUUAGAACAAGAAGGUAACCCAAUCCCUAUUAUUAAAAGACAAGGAAAUCCCUACGGAAAAUUGAUUUUUGAUUCCUUUAAAUUGAUUCACCAUCCGACAAUUGUCGAUUACUUAAGAGGUGGGUGGAAUAUUUCCUUGAGUGUGGCAAUCGACUUUACUUCCUCAAAUGGAAGUCUUUCUGACCCAAACUCUUUACACCACAUCGAUCCUGCUAAACCUAAAAAAUUGUCACCAUAUGAAAAGAUCAUUACCAGAAUUGGUGAAGUUCUUCAAUCUUAUGACUCCAAUAACCAGAUCCCAGCAUUUGGGUUUGGGGCUAAGCCUAGCUUCUCAGCUGAGGAAGAUCAAUCCCAUUGCUUCAACCUGAACGGACAAGAAAAUUGAGAGGUUGAUGGUAUCCAAGAAGUUUUACAAGCUUACAGAGAUGAAAUCGAAAACGGGAUUAAACUCUCUGGCCCUUCAGGAUUUGACCAAUGUAUAAGUACAAUGGUCGAAUACAUGGAGAAAAGAAAGCAUAAGUCUGAAUACAACAUUAUGCUUGUCAUCACAAACGAGCCAGUUGCUGAUAUGGAAAAGACAAUUACAGAAAUUAAGAAAGCUAGUAACCUUCCCAUGAGCAUUCUUAUCAUAGGACUGGGCGAUAAAGACUUCCAGAAACUAGAAAUGCUCAAGACCGAAAUCACACCAGAAGGAUCCUCCUCCAGAGAAACCGCUAAAUUCUGGAAAUUCAACCGCUCCAAAGAUAGACUCGGUGAACUUACUGAAAAAGUGCUUAGUGGAAUUCCAGAACAAAUUGUGGAAUACAUGAGUCUUAACAGGAUCGAACCGAAAAUCGUCCAGCACGAUAAUGUCCAAUAA